Messenger RNA from Pseudogymnoascus verrucosus, 1844 nucleotides. RefSeq lists its product as uncharacterized. The transcript is spliced from 2 exons. Lineage: Eukaryota; Fungi; Ascomycota; Leotiomycetes; Thelebolales; Thelebolaceae. The record is from RefSeq and is a predicted model, not a curated record. The coding region runs from base 775 to 1731 and encodes 318 amino acids. Gene Ontology annotation, molecular function: acyltransferase activity, transferring groups other than amino-acyl groups.
GGACGGCUUAUACCCCGCAAAAUACUUAGCCCUAAAACUGCCGAGCCCGUCAUUCCCAAACGGUGGCGGCGGCCCAGACACGGGCACGAUUAUAAUAGGCACUUGGGACAGGUAGAUCCCGGAAACCUCGGCACUAUGAUCAGAAGCACACGACUCAACUGAAACAAAACAGAAAUAGCUCCUACACUCUGUACCUAACCACCUCAUCAAAUAUCUGGUCUUCCAACGAAUCUACUGCAACUUCUUAGCAGGGCACAAACCUUUCCUGCCCAACCGGGACAGAGCCCUAUAGCCGAGGACGAAGAUAAACAGCGGCCCCUAGGCUAGCCCUCUAGCCCCCUCGUCCGUCCCAAGUCUAGAUCGAUCCACCACCAGAUUGACAUGCGCCGGUCAUCCCAAAAACACUUCAAAUUCCCCUCUUUUCUCCCAAGACAGACACCAUCCCGAAUCCACACUCCCAUCUCCCUAGGAAAGUCACAUGAUAACAUGUGCGCACGCCGAUCGUCGUCAAUAGUGUUAAUCUGUUUCGGAUUUGUUUGUGAUUGAAAUACCAAGGACCUCGCUCCCGUGCCCUCGCCUGGACCUAGAGACCCUACUUCUUAGUUCCGCGCCCGCAUCCCAACGCCGGGAACCCUUGCAUCGCAUCGAUCGAUCAAUCGAUCAAUUGAUCACCCGACUACGAUCGAUUCGAUAGACGACAAUGCGAUACGGCACGACACGAUACGAUACGACAACGUAGCUUAACAGAAAUCGUGGCCGUGGUGGCUAUUAAUCAUGUCGAAUUUCUAUAGCCUGUACCCGACCACAAGCGCCUCGGGGGUGGCAGCGACGCCGACGGAGAUGGCGCCGCCGCCAACGCCGACGAGCCUGGCGACGAGGGGGAGGUCGAGUACGAGUACGAGCUCCGUUAGCUUCAGUAAGGGGAGUGCUAGUGGGAGCAAGAGGGACAGUAGGGAUAGUAAGGCGAGUGUGGGGUGGUCGAGGAAAGAUUGGAUGGAGGCGCCGUUGCCGGUGGGGGUUACGAUUGGGGGGAAAGAACGCGUCCCCCAAGCCGUCGCCCUCCUCGCCCCCGCCUUCGUAGAUAACCCCCUUAACACCUACCUCCUUAACAGCCUCGACCCCGUGGAUCGGCGCGCCUUCCUCCCCAAGUACUUCACCGCGCUCCUCACGCAAGCAUCACUAAACGGCGGGUACAUAUUCGAGCACUCAAACUGGGAGAGCUGCAUGAUUGUCCUCCCGCCCGGAAAGGGCGUCGGGAACCCGUUUACGCUUCUGCAAUCGGGGCUGGCGGGUCUGUUGAGGAAAGUUGGCUUGACGUGCGUUAAGCGGAUGUUGGGGGAGUUUGAGGGCGCAGCUAAGAAGUCGAGGAAGGUGGGGUUGGCGAAGGGGGAGGUGCCUUAUUAUGUAUUUUUCAUUGGGACGAGGGCGGAUCGUCAGGGACGGGGGUUGGGGACUGCGUUGAUGGAGGAGGUGUGCGAGAGGGCGGGGAGGGAGGGGAGGAGUGUGUGGAUAGAAUCUACAUCAGAGGGGAGUGCGAGGUUGUUUCGACGGUUGGGGUUUGUGGAUGUAGAGGAGGUGGUGCUGGGGAAGGGGAAGGUGGGGGAGGCAGGGUAUGGUCAGGUUGACGGGCCGGGGGUGAAGAUGUGGACUAUGGUUUGGAGGAAAAGGGAGUUUGAGGAGAGUGUGGAUGAAGUGUUUAAACUGAAUGAGUUGGGGAUGGAUAAUGAUUAGGGUGAUGGGGUAGAUCGGUUUGGCCGGUUGAAAGGGCGUUGAGUUUCGGAAUGGAUUGGGGGGUCUUAAAAUUAGAAAUAGAUUGGGGGUCAGAAUACGGAACUGCUUUUGGG